CCGUCAAUGGCACUAGUCGUGCACGUCACCUGUCUCUACCAUGUAGCUAGAAACGCUAACACAGCUCGAAAUUCAACUCAGACGACCAGCAUUGAGGUCGCAUCUAUUUUUCGAUUAGUCAAAAUGAAACUGCAUUUCAAAGAUGUUUGUUACAGCUCGUAAUCCCAGCCGUGAGCCGCUGAAUGCAAAAGUGACCGUGUGAAUUGAAGCGCAUUAGCUAGCCGGCUAGCUGGGUUUACCUUUAGCUGAGCUAGUUGACACAAGCUAAUAUCAAAGACGGUCAAAAUAUUUACAUGUUUAACGAGUGGGCUCAAAAGAAAAAAGACACAUUGACGGCUGCUCGGAACGUGGCGUUUUUCCGGAGGAUCAAGUUCUACGUGGAAAACGGCUCGGACGGAGAAAUACACGCACCAUUUUAUCAAAAUUCCUGUUUUGAAGGUGGCCUGAGCCAUGGGGGCGUUUUUGGAUAAGCCCAAAACUGAAAAGCACAAUGCUCACGGAGAGGGGAACGGCCUGCGGUUUGGCCUCAGCAGCAUGCAGGGAUGGAGGGUGGAGAUGGAAGAUGCACACACUGCUGCUGUAGGCCUACCACAUGGUCUGGACGACUGGUCUUUCUUUGGCGUCUAUGAUGGUCAUGCUGGCUCGCGUGUCGCUAACUACUGCUCCAAACACUUAUUGGAACACAUCAUCGCUGCAGGAUCAGCAGAUGAACUGCGUAAGGCCGGAGCUCCAGCACCUGAGACGCUAGCCAUAGAGGCAGUGAAAAGAGGCAUCCGCGCCGGCUUCCUGAGAAUUGACGAACACAUGCGCAGCUUCACGGACCUGCGGAAUGGCAUGGACAGAAGCGGCUCAACUGCAGUGGCUGUGCUGCUGUCUCGUGAACAUCUGUACUUCAUUAACUGCGGGGACUCACGGGCCCUUCUCUGCCGCAGCGCUCACGUCUGCUUCUCCACCAUGGACCAUAAGCCCUGCGACCCUCGGGAGAAGGAGCGUAUACAGAAUGCAGGUGGCUCUGUGAUGAUCCAGAGGGUUAACGGAUCACUGGCUGUAUCCCGAGCACUGGGGGACUAUGACUACAAGUGUGUAGAAGGCAAGGGCCCUACGGAGCAGCUCGUGUCACCAGAGCCUGAAGUAUUUGAGAUUGCUCGGUCGGAUUCGGAGGAUGAAUUUGUUGUGCUGGCAUGUGACGGUAUCUGGGAUGUGAUGACUAACGAAGAUCUGUGUGCUUUUGUGCGAUCGAGGCUGGAGGUAACGAACGACUUGGAGAGAGUGUGCAAUGAAGUGGUGGAUACCAGUCUACACAAGGGAAGUCGAGAUAAUAUGAGUAUUGUAUUAGUUUGUUUGCCAAAUGCACCCAAGGUGUCAGAGGAUGCAGUAAAGAGAGAUGCAGAGUUGGACAAGUAUCUUGAGUCACGUGUGGAAGAACUCGUAGAGAAAGCAGGGGAAGAUGGUGUGCCUGAACUGGCACAUGUCAUGAGCAGCUUGUCCCAAGAAAACAUCCCUAACCUCCCACCAGGGGGUGGCCUUGCCAGCAAACACAGUGUUAUUGAGACAGUGUACAACCGGUUGAACCCCCAAAGAGAAGAGGAUGGUAGCGGUGCUGAUCUGGAGGACCCCUGGUAGUCAAUUCCACCUGAGGAAAGAGCCGCGCUUCUACACAAGACAUCAGUCUUUCUUUUGUUCCAGUGAAAGCAGGAGAUUCAGCGGACAGUCUUUCAAGAGUCACAACCCAAUGAAAACACAGUACAACCAAAAGCAUUAAACUUUUUUUCUAAUACAUGAGGGAAUGAACGGGAAUUCCUGUUUUAAAAACAAAACACAAAAAUAACAAAACUACACACUGUACAUUAAAAAAAAAAAGGAAAAAAAUAAUUUUCUCACUUUUUUUGUGGUGGCUGUGGGUGUUCAUUUUGAAACUGCGGAGGAUGUUUUGUGGGACGGAACCCAUGUAUGUGCUGUGGUGCCUUUUCAAGUUGGCUGCGAAUUUGAGUGUGGUUUGCUAAUGUCGGAUACGCAGAGCCCAGGAUACAAUUGAAAACUUGGCAUUGCAAGACCACUGCAGCCCCUCAUCUGGGGUUACGAAUCAUCACUGGGUUUAAUGGAGGAAUAUAAUUGACUGACAAAUGCGUGUGGAACAUAAAUUGCUUCAUUACUACAUAACCUGCGUGGAGAGGAUUGAAGCUUGUCGGCUUUUUUGCAGCUUCCCUUCCUCCUCGUGCUCUGACUGACCUUUAGGUAGAACCUCGGACUUCGUUUUUGCAGGUUAUCACUUGAGUGGUUGUCAAAAAGCUUUUUAAUCCUGCUGUUUUAGAGAAUAUAGAAUAUAUAGAGAUAAAUAUAUAUAUAAAUUCAUAUAUAUAUAUUUUUUAUUUUUCCCAAGUUUGACGUUCUUGUGGCUUAACGUGUGAAGCAAUAGAGUUGCGUUGGUGGCGACUAAUGGAUGAGCGUGCCACGUUGUGUGAAUUACUGAGAUUGUUCAUGUACUCGUGUUUCCCAGCCACCCAGGAUUUGUGGGCGAUGUUGGCUAAAAGGGAUUGUAACUGCCCGCCAAAGCCACGCUGCUUUUCUCAACUCCCUGUUUGUAUUAUAUCCCAGUCUUCUCUCACUUUCACAACGCUGAUGUGAACUUACAGCAAACAUGCCUUUUUCUUCUUUCUGUCCUUUCUUCUUUUUUUCCUCCAGAGUAGGGCUGGACGAUUUGCGGAAAAUAUCUAAUUGAGAUUUUGCUGACUUUCGAUGCGAUUUUGAUUUUGUAAAGCUAAGCUUCAGCUCAAUUUUGCAGCACACACUUGAAAUACAAAGAAAUACGAAGCUUUAGAAACUACAUGGUUGAUUGUUUGGUUGAUAAUAUGUUAAUAAUUUUAUUUUUAUGAUUCCAAACACACAAUGUAUAGAAUGACAACACACUCAUACAGUAUACAUACUAUAUAUAGUACACACCAUAAUUCUGAAUAUUUUUUAUCCAUCUUUCAGUGAAUAUAGAUAAUAUAUAUUAGUUUUAUUAAACAAAUUGAGUGUUCACCUAACAUCUUUAGGCAUAGAAAGAUGACAUUUAAAUAAAUAUAUAUUCAAAAAUAUUGAAAACAAAAAACUUUGUGCCUCUUGAUUUUUAAAAAAAAAAAAUUCUCGUUAUUCAAAUUUGCUUUAAUAUUUUUCUGUAACAUUAAUUUGGGUUUACACACGUUUCUGACAUUUAUCAUAAGUUAUUUAGUUUUAUUUGCUCCAGAUUUUGUUCUGGUACUGACUAAUCUAAUGGAUAUGCUCAAAUAAAAUAUUGUGUUGCAUCCUAUAGAACAUUUAAGUUUAAAAGAUGUGAAGGGUGUACUCAUUUAUGCUGGGCACUUUAUAAAUAGUCUGUGUGUAUGUAUAUUGCCAAGGGUUUGAACAAUUUUGGGAUUGACAUGUAUAUUAUAGUAUUAUAAAAACUAAACCGUUAACAUGUUAUCAACCAAACCAAUCUACUUUUUCUUCUUAUGAGACAGCUUUGUAAAGCUUGACAUAUUUUUGAUUAUUAUUGCUAAAAACCGAUAACCUGUCGGGUGUCUGAAUAUUUAUCACAUUGUCUGCCGACAUCCCACCCUGCAAAAACCCGACUUCACCACUGCACAUCCACUGAUAUGAGCUGCGAUGUGAUGAGAAUCCCAAGUCAGUCUGUUCAAGAGUAGAUGAGUUUUAAUGUAUCUGUGCCAAACUUAUUCUUAUUUCUAGUAAAAAAAAAUCUGGAAAAUUUUGGAAAUUUUCCAUUGUGGAAACUUACCAGGAGUUUAUGGGAAUUUACAUGCUUUUAUGGUAAUUAUUUAGAAAAUUGGGGAAAUGUGUGUGUAUAUAAACUGUAUUUUGUAUAUGUACUUGUAUUUUGUUUGGUUAUAAGCUGACAUGCAUGCAAACUUAUACAGAUUUAACAAAUCUGUGUUUGUAAGGUUUUAAAAAUGACAUUUUUCUAUUUGAUUUAAUUGCGAUUUGGAAUUUUAAACUUUCUGAGAUGAAAUAUAUCCACAAAUGGGAUAUGUUGGCACUUUUCUUUAAAAUAAGUGUAUAGAAGUUUCUUUAGAAUGAAUGUGGCUUCGCUAUGAAGUAGAAUUUUCCUUCCCACGGGCAUUUGAUUGAUGAAUGUGCAUUAAAUUGAACUGAAAUUGAAUUAAAUGUGGUUGUUUUAA
Molecule: messenger RNA, 4157 nt
Organism: Danio aesculapii
Lineage: Eukaryota; Metazoa; Chordata; Actinopteri; Cypriniformes; Danionidae
Gene: ppm1ba
Product: protein phosphatase, Mg2+/Mn2+ dependent, 1Ba
Exons: 7
Coding region: 451-1623 (390 amino acids)
Biological process (GO): positive regulation of canonical Wnt signaling pathway; positive regulation of canonical NF-kappaB signal transduction; negative regulation of canonical NF-kappaB signal transduction
Cellular component (GO): cytosol; nucleus
Molecular function (GO): manganese ion binding; protein serine/threonine phosphatase activity; magnesium ion binding
Source: RefSeq, a predicted model, not a curated record